GCUGUAUAUAGAGUCAUGUGAAAGUGGGCGUGGUUAAAUGUAAACUGAAAAACAACAGACUGGAAGUCAGUUGGGACUUUAAUCCGGAUACAUAACAAAUAAACAGAAGGAAAACAUGAAGUAAACACGUUGGAAACUUGAACCUGGGAAUUAUCCUGCCCGGCAGCUGAAGACUUGUGGAUAAAAUGUGUUUUAUAUGAAGAAGUUCUCCUGCAGUAUUAAGGUUCUUUGACGACAGGAUGGCAGGUUUUUUAAUGUUUGUAGAGAAAGUGAAGCUGGGUCUGAAGAUAGACGUCCUGAGGGAAGUGGGACGUCAGUACCCAGUCUUCUGCUUCCUGCUGCUGUCUCUGGUGGCGCUCACACUGCUGCUAAACAGGUAUCUCCACGUCCUGAUGGUCUUCUGGUCGUUCCUCGCCGGCGUCACCACCUUCUACUGCUCCCUCGGACCGGAGUCCCUCGUUCCAAACAUCUUCUUCCCCGUGAAGCAGAGGAACAAACGUCAGGAGCAGGAACUGUUUCCUCUGGGUCACAGCUGCGCCGUGUGCGGGAAGGUGAAGUGCAAACGCCACCGGCCGACGCUGCUGCUGGAGAACUAUCAGCCGUGGUUAGACCUGAAAGUUCCUUCAAAGGUCGACGCUUCAGCAGCAGAGGUGUUCGAGUUAGUUCUGGAGAACUUUGUGUACCCGUGGUACCGGGACAUCACGGACGACGAUGCGUGUGUCGAUGAACUCAGGAUGACUUUUCGUUUCUUCGCCUCGGUUCUCGUCCGCCGCGCUCAGAAGGUUGAUGUCCCUGCUGUGUUUGCAGACAAAGUGAUGAAAGCUGGAAUGAAGCACAUUGAAAUUAUUGCAAAAGCUCAUAGAAAAGUUCAGAGUGUGGAGGGUUUGCAGCAGGCGGCUCUGGAUGAAUUCGGCGCUGAUCUCCACAUCGCGCUGCGCAGCCGCAAAGACGAGCUGCUCUACCUCCGGAAACUCACAGAGAUGCUGUUUCCUUACGUCAUGCCGCCCAAAGCCACCGACUGCAGGUCUCUGUCUCUGCUGCUGCGGGAGGUGAUGUCUGGAUCCGUCAUGUUGCCCACCAUGGACUUCAUGGCCGACCCUGAUACUGUGAACCUCAUGGUGCUGAUAUUUGUUGAUGACACUCCACUCGAUCCGGCCACCGAGCCCCCGUCUCCACUCGUUCCUUUUUUACAGAAAUACGCCGAAGUCAGCAACAAGAAGCAGUCUGUGUUGAAGCUGGACCUGAAGGAGAUCCGGGAACAGCAGGAUCUACUUUUCCGCUUCAUGAACUUCCUGAAGCAGGAAGGAGCCGUGCAUGUGCUGCAGUUCUGCCUCACCGUGGAGGAGUUCAACGAUAAGAUCCUGAGUCCUGAUCUGAGUGACUCUGAGCUGCAGCGUUUGCACGGAGAGGUCGUUCACAUCUACGAGACGUACUGCCUCGAGGAGAGCAUCGACAAGAUCAGCUUCGACCCCUUCAUCGUGGACGAGAUCAGGAACAUUGCUAUAGGGCCGUACGGCGGCGUGGUGAAGCUCCAGACGAUGCACUGCCUGUUUGAAGCGUACGAACACGUGCUGUCUCUGCUGGAGAGUGUCUUCACCCCCAUGUUCUGCCACAGUGACGAGUACUUCAGACACCUGCUGAGGGGAGCAGAGUCUCCAACCAGGAACUCCAGAAUCAGCAGAAACAUGUCGAAGCGAGGUGAGUCGUUUGGGAUCAGCAGGAUUGGCAGUAAAAUAAAAGGUGUGUUUCGAAACACGACGAUGGAGGGAGCGAUGUUGCCGCCCCUGAACAUGAACGAUAUGGACGAAGACAUGGUGGAGGAGGCGACAGUGGUGAUGGAGGACGACUCCCCCGCGGAGCCUCCCUGCUCAGCUGGGUCUCUGAGGAACCUUUCCUUCUGGAGCAUCGGCAUCCCGUACAUCGACCUCUGUGACGAUGACAACAAGAGAGACAAGAUCCCCGUGUUCUACAUCGAUGUGGAGAGAAACGACAGGAAGGAAGUUGGUCAUGAAACAGAGAAGUGGUCGGUCUUCAGAAGAUAUCUGGAGUUCUACGUCCUCGAAUCAAAACUCACCGAGUUUCACGGCACGUUUGCAGACGCUCAGCUUCCGUCCAAAAGAAUAAUCGGACCCAAGAAUUUGGAAUUCCUCGAAUCCAAGAGAGAAGAGUUUGAGGAAUAUUUACAG
This is a messenger RNA of Gymnodraco acuticeps, 2186 nucleotides long. RefSeq names its product sorting nexin-14-like. The record is from RefSeq and is a predicted model, not a curated record. Gene Ontology annotation, cellular component: late endosome. Gene Ontology annotation, biological process: autophagosome maturation. Lineage: Eukaryota; Metazoa; Chordata; Actinopteri; Perciformes; Bathydraconidae. Gene Ontology annotation, molecular function: phosphatidylinositol-3,5-bisphosphate binding.